CUUCCGGUUUGAGAAUGGCGAAGUUUGAGAAGCCGCUUGUCGGAGCAGUUGAUCAAGGAACAAGCAGUACCCGUUUUUUGAUUUUUUCAAGUCAAACAGCUGAGUUAGUUACAUAUCAUCAAACAGAGAUUAAGCAGUAUUAUCCUAAAGAUGGGUGGGUUGAAGAGGAUCCUAUAGAAAUUUUACAAUCAGUGAAAACAUGUAUAGUAAAAGCAACAGAGAACUUAAGAGCGUUGGGUAGGAGCCCAAACGAUAUAAAAUGUAUUGGAAUCACCAAUCAAAGAGAGACAACUGUUGUAUGGGAUAAAGAAACUGGUUUACCAUUACAUAAUGCUAUAGUAUGGUUAGAUUUAAGAACUUCUUCUACAGUCGAGGAAUUAAUUGAUAAAACUCCACAGAAAGAUAAAGAUUAUCUACGGCCAUAUUGUGGGUUGCCUAUAACAACGUAUUUUAGUGCUGUAAAAUUGAAAUGGUUAAUAGAUAAUAGUGAGGCAGUAAGAAAGGCUGUAGAACAAGAUAGAUGUUGUUUUGGUACAGUAGAUUCAUGGCUUCUGUGGAAUAUGACAGGUGGCCCUGGGAAAGGUCAACAUGUAACAGACGUUACCAAUGCCAGUAGAACCAUGCUCAUGAAUAUUCAUAAUUUACAAUGGGAUGAUAAACUAUGCAAAUUUUUUUCGAUUCCUAAAAGCAUUCUUCCAGCUAUCCAUAGCUCAUCUGAAAUCUAUGGUUAUGUAGUUGAUGGUCCAUUAAAAAAUCUACCAAUCUCAGGGAUUUUGGGUGAUCAGCAGGCAGCAUUAGUUGGUCAGACAUGUUUUUCGGUUGGCCAGGCUAAAAAUACAUAUGGAACAGGGUGUUUUCUACUAUACAACACAGGAACUAAUCUUGUUGAAUCGAAAACUGGUGUAUUAACAACUGUAGCUUAUAAAUUGGGCAAAAAUAAACCAGUAAUAUAUGCUUUGGAGGGAGCAGUAGCUAUAGCUGGAGCAUGUGUUAAAUGGUUACGAGAUAAUUUAGGUAUUAUACAAAGUGCCCCUGAUGUAGAGAAAUUGGCAUCUGCUGUUGAUAAUACUGCUGGCUGUUAUUUUGUACCAGCAUUUUCUGGUCUUUUCUGUCCAUAUUGGCAAGAUGAUGCACGAGGAACAAUUUGUGGUCUUACUCAAUAUACCAAUAAACAUCACUUGGCUAGAGCUGCACUAGAAGCUGUCUGCUUUCAAACAAGGGAGGUAUUAGAUGCUAUGAAUAAAGAUAGUGGUAUACCAUUAACAUCACUUCAAGUGGAUGGUGGUAUGACUGGUAAUAACCUAUUGAUGCAGCUACAAGCUGAUUUACUUGGCAUCAACGUAGUCCGACCAUCUAUGACAGAGACUACAGCUCUAGGUGCUGCCAUGGCUGCUGGAUAUGCUGAAGGAGUGAAAGUAUGGGAUCUUGAUAACCUUGGAUCAAAUGAAAUUGUUACAGAUGUUUUUCAACCUUCCAUCAGAGAGACAGAGAGAGAUCAGAGAUUUGGACGAUGGAAAAUGGCUGUAGAAAGAUCAUUGAAUUGGGCACAGAAAGAUGAAAGCAAAGAUUAGUCAGCCUGGAAGAUACUGGAUUUUGGAAAACACUUGGAAUUGGUUGGUUUGUCUGGACCAGCUUUGGACUUGUAAUGCUUGCAAACUUUCUCCACAAUAGAUGACCCCAGUCUAACAUCUAGAAUUUUAAUUAGUAAUUUAAAUAAUAGGAAUACAGACGCUGCAGCACCAUGCCGUCCCGUUUAGUAUGAUGAGUGAGUAAAGAUGUAGUUCUUCACCAUUAGAUCUACAAUAGUGUAACGAGGCACUUCAGAUGAAAUACAGAAUCCUAAAUUCUGUUUAAAUUGUUGGAAUUUAAUAUAGUACCAUCCACUGAUAGAGAUACAUUUGUUACUUUUAUUGGUAAAGAUUGGCUAUGAUAUUUAAAAGUAACUGUACAUGUUAUAUAGAUAUCUAUAUAUGUAUCUCUAUUUUCAAAUUUUCCACAUUUGAUUGUUGGACAAUUAUUGGCAGCUUUGUUAGAAUACUCUUUCAGAUAUAAAAUCUGGAACCAACUAUCGAUGUUGCAUCCUGUGUAUGUAGCUUUGGUACUUUUAAGUACUUGUCAACACUUGUCAUCAAUCUAACUAUAAGCAUAGGAUAUUAAUAGGUUGCUGACAACAUUGUACUAGGUUAUCCAGUCACAAAAAGAGUGGUGUACAUAGAAUACCAUAGAGCAUGUGCAGUACAAUAUUAACAUUUUGUUGUCAUAAAGUUCAUAGCUAACUGAAAAUAACCAUGAGAUUUAAACAAUCCAAACAUUCAUAGGAAAAACAUUGGAAGGUAUCUACUUGUACUCUCACUUCAAUAUUUAACAGAUCACUGUAAUUACAAUGCCUGUUAAUUUAUGCAAAACUAACAUAAAUACCUAUAUACUGUACAUAGAUAAGGUUUCCACAGAUUUUGUAGGAAUAUAUGUGAUGAGUGUAAACGUGAAACUGGUUAUAUCCAUUUUGAGUAAAUGGUAUUUAUGAGACUGCCCUUAAAUUUUGAGAGUGAAUCUAUUGGUCUCACAUAGCACAGCAUUAUGGUUGGAACCUAACUUUGCUCAAUUCUGAUAUAUUGACGUAAUUAUCUCAUUCUUUGAAGAAAUGAUGAUACCCAUUUUUGCAUUUAAGCUCUUCACAUGUAUGUACAUUUCUGACUAAACUUACAAAGACCUUUUUACAAUUGAUUUUACAAAAUACUGGAGGCUAUAGAUCAAAUUUUAGUAUAUAUUUGUUUUCCAUGCUUGAAUUUAUUUGUUUUAUAAUUCAAAUUGUAAAUUUUUCUGUUUUACCUAAAAGCUGUGUACAUACCAAAGAUUAAAUAGCCAAACGAGGAGCAAUACAUGUCUGAAAAGCAUGGUUGAUUUUAUUUGCUCAAAAUUGUUGAAAUAUUUUUGCAUAGAUAUGUAACAUAGAGGUUAAAAUUUCAAGGAUUGUGAAUUAUUAACCAAAGUAAAACAAAACGAAAGAUAACACCAGAACACCAGCUAGAAUGUUUAUUGUAAAGUUCUAGAAUGUUGAUGAACAUUUCAUGUAUGUUUCUCAGUCUUCAUUAGCCUGGAUUGUGCAGAAUAUUAAGAAAUACCAUUUCAUUUUUGUAUGAUUUGCAAUUAAAGGACAAUGUUUCUGUCCACCAAUUUUACAUUAUGUAAUUGACUUGAGAACUUUACUAUGGUUGAUUGUUCUGGAAGUGACAACAAAAAAAAGGAAAUCAGUAAUUGUUACCGAUUGAACUGUAGAUUGACGAUUUUCACCUCAAUGAUAAUUCUUCUUCUGAGAGAAGAUCUUUAUAUAAAAUCGUGAGAAAAUAUCAGUUUGUAAACCAACUUUUCAUGAAAGAACGGAUUGCCACGAGAUUAAAAAAAUAAGUAAAAUAGAAAGAAAGGUGAGUGUAUCACAGUUUUAAUUAAUUUGAGCUUUUUCUUUAAGGAAUACUACUAAAAGCAAUGUGACUUUUGUUCUUAAUCUGCACAGGUAGUGAAUUUUUUUAUUUUUUUUUUGCACCACUGAACCUUCAAAUUGUGGUUAAUACACCCAUAGCAAAUGUUAAAAGUAUUCUGGAAUAUGUUAACCAAUUCUAUCACGUAUGUAAGAUUGAUGGGCACUAACAUUGUCCUUUAAAUUGACAGUUAUCUUUAUCUUAAGCCUUAAAAACAAUACUCUGUAAUUCAUUCAUUUUCUGUUUAAUUUUAAUAAAUUUCAUUAUUUAAGUGUUUGAAGCAUGUGUUUUCCAUUCUCCUAUCUUCAUUUGGCAAACAUUACUGUGUAUACAGUAAAUGUUUUGCCUUAUAUUUUCUGUUGAUGAAUAUUCAUUUGUUUGCUUUAAGUUUACUCACCAAUGAUCAGAGACUGUUUUUUUUUAAAGUAUUAUCUCUCAUUCUUCAGAAAACAUCAAGCUUAUUGAACCUUGGCUUAAAUAUCCUUAAUGCCAUCAGUUCAUGUAAUUAAAGUGUGUGGUGAGCUCAAGGCUUCUGUUUUUUGUUCUUUUUAUUUUUCAUAACAUUUAACAGUAUUUUCCCACAUUCAAUUUAUAAACAUUUAACUGAGAUUAGGUAAAGAGGAGUUAUAUUAGUAGAUAGUAGAAGUGUCAAUACCAUCUACCAGGGGCGGAAAAUUCAUCUUUGCAUCCACUGAAAUAUGUAAUAGUCUAAAUCUGAGGAGAAAAAUGAUCUAUGAGUGGAGUGUGGAAAAGAUGUAUCAAGCCAGUUUCGUUGUCUGUCAUGUCACAUAUUCUCCACCAUGAUCAGGGGACCAUGGGAACCAAUUGGUCCAAGGGUACAGAGCUGCCCAGUCCGUCCCUGCUGUCUAUUACAUUUUACUGAGAUUAAGUAAAGAGAAGUUAUAUUAGUAGAUAUGGCUACACCUUGGUGCCAUUUAAUAAUUUAUAUACCAUACCAUGUAUUACAUACAGCAUUAUAUAGUAUUUAGACAAUCUUAUAUAUUCUUUAUUAAUUAUUUAUAGUUUAAUCAAGAAUUGAAAUAAACAUAAACUUUGUAAUUAGUAAUGUUUUAAAAAAUGUGUUAUCUGCUUUAGGACAACUACCAGUAUUGUAUUUUGGAUUCGCUUUGUAAAAAUGACUGAUAAGAUAAUGUACAAAAGCUGUAAAUCAUUAAUCAAAGUAAAAGUGUUGUUUGCUACUCUUAAAGAUGCAUUAUGUAAGUCAAACUAAAUAAGGAAAAACACAGCUAUGAACUUAUCAGUAGACACCAGUGAAUACUCAAUUGGGAUCACUGGUUUUUCGCGUUUGGUCUCAAAAUGUUAUACAAAUCAUUAAUCGGGCAUUUAUUCACAUGCCAAGCCCAUAUUCAACUCUCUAGACUAUCAGAUGGUUUUGAUUUUCAAUGGAUUUAAACAUGAUUGCCAGUUAAUAAUUUAAUUUAAAAAUGGAUAAUCAAGACUUUCUUUAUUAUCAUUACAAUGGCAGCAUUGACAUUCAAUACUACACUAACUCUGCUCAGGAUGAACUUAUUUGACUUAAAUUUUCAACAUAUAAUCCCGUUUCGUUAUCUAUUUUUUAACUAUUAUACCAAGAACUGCCAGCUCUUUAUCUAAAUAUUACAUAAUGUAUCUUUAAGUUUAUGUUAUGCAUAUAACAUGUCUUAAAGUAAGGAUUGUUACAUACUGGCUUUUGUUUGUAAUGAUGCAUACAAAAAUUAGGAUUAGGUAACUAUACAGAAACUAUACCACGUUGUUCCUUACUCAAAAUGAAAAUGGUACAUACUGUCCAUAAUCUUAUAGUUUGUAAAAGUCAUACACAAAUUUAAAUAUGUUUAAAAGCAGUAAAUUCUUUAACAUUAUUUAGUAAAUUCUAGAUUUGAUACUGAAUUUAUAUUAUACACAAGAACAAAUUCUGAUUGUAUGAUUGAUACAAGCUGUGAUUAAUAUUGCAAUUAAAAUGUAUAUUAUUCAUUAUUUACACCAUUCUAUUACAAGAUCAAAGAGAUGUAACAGAUCUGUGUAAAAGCAUAAUAAACCAUUAUUUUUUGGCAUUAGAAAAA
Molecule: messenger RNA, 5536 nt
Organism: Patella vulgata (common limpet)
Lineage: Eukaryota; Metazoa; Mollusca; Gastropoda; Patellidae
Product: glycerol kinase
Exons: 18
Coding region: 15-1571 (518 amino acids)
Biological process (GO): triglyceride metabolic process; glycerol metabolic process; glycerol-3-phosphate biosynthetic process
Cellular component (GO): mitochondrion
Molecular function (GO): glycerol kinase activity
Source: RefSeq, a predicted model, not a curated record